Strongylocentrotus purpuratus (purple sea urchin) is the source of this 7825-nucleotide messenger RNA. Its product is annotated as serine/threonine-protein kinase Sgk1. Gene Ontology annotation, molecular function: protein serine/threonine kinase activity; phosphatidylinositol binding; ATP binding. Bases 577 to 2058 code for a protein of 493 amino acids. The record is from RefSeq and is a predicted model, not a curated record. Gene Ontology annotation, biological process: protein phosphorylation. The transcript is spliced from 12 exons. NCBI's taxonomy places the organism in Eukaryota, Metazoa, Echinodermata, Echinoidea, Camarodonta, Strongylocentrotidae.
CAUCAACAACGUAACAUUAUUGUACGAUUAAAGAAAAGCUAUCAGUUUGCCGAUUUACUCUGUAUCUGUACUGUGUGGAGGUAGACCGCCCAACAACUGAUAAAUAGGCCUAGAUCUACGUUGUUCACCGUAUCCAGAUGACUGAAUCUGUGAUUUAGGCACAAAGUACUUCUACUUUCUCAGACAUGGGCAUUGUGAUGAGAUAGCAAUCACCAUCGAGUCUGCUCAGCCCACCGCCGCUACUCUGUUCAUUUCCUCGGCCAGAACAUCCUCCUCCAACGGCCCUAUCAUCACAAGGAGAGACCGGUAAUCAUUCUCAGCCCUACCCCCCUCCAUUCGCGUCCACCCUGUGCGUGGCCGGAAGCUGCAGGUGAAAUUGAUCACCAGGCAUCCAAAACCAGAGACGUCGGGUUCUUGGAGGUGCAUGCACGCGAAGAAAAGAACAGAAGCCAGAGAGGAAACGGCAGGAGAGAUAUAAAGAGUGGGAGAGAAGAAAGGAGAAAUUGAGGAAGACAGCAAGGGCUCUUGAAGAAAGUGAAGAGUAUUUGAACUGUCUGUGAAGAACCAGGAGUUGCCAUGGCAACACAGAACGGUCAUACCAGCGUCCACGUCUCAGACACCCAGACGUGGGAGAGGAACAAGAAAUACACGGUUUACAAGGUGGUGGUCGUGGCUGCAGGGAAGACCUGGUUCAUCUUCCGGAGAUACAAUGAAUUCCACAAACUCUAUGAAGUUCUGAAGAAGAAGUUCCCCGGUGCAGACCUCAAGCUGCCGGGCAAGAAGCUCUUUGGCAACAACUUUGACCCAGAAUUCAUCCGUCAGAGAAGAGAAGGCCUCCAUGAUUUCAUCCAGAAAAUCAUCAACAAUCAGCAGAUAUUACAGCAUGGCGAGGUUCAGAACUUCUUGUCUCUCGAUAAUCCGAGGAAUAACCCUGAUAACAGCGUGGCGGACGAGAACAACACAGACUUCUUCAGUGACCCCAACGACCCGAACACCAUCAACCUGGGACCAUCGGCUAAUCCAUCGGCAAGACCAAGUGACUUUGAUUUCCUGAAGGUGAUUGGCAAGGGUAGCUUUGGCAAAGUCCUGUUGGCCAAACACAAGAUCGAUGGCAAGGUGUAUGCAGUCAAAGUGCUACAGAAGGCUGCCAUCGUCAAGAGGAAUGAGGCGAAACACAUCAUGGCCGAGAGGAGCGUCCUCCUGAAGAACCUCAAGCAUCCUUUCCUGGUCAGUCUCCACUACUCCUUCCAGACGGCCGACAAGCUCUACUUCGUCCUGGAUUACGUCAACGGCGGAGAGCUCUUCUUCCAUCUGCAGAGGGAGAAGUCCUUCCCAGAGGUCAGGGCCAAGUUCUACGCGGCGGAGAUCGCCAGCGCCAUCGGGUACCUGCAUUCCUUGGAUAUCAUCUACAGAGAUUUGAAACCUGAGAACAUUCUCUUGGAUCACGAUGGCCAUGUUAGACUGACAGACUUUGGUUUGUGCAAGGAAGGGAUCGCAGCCAAGAAAACCACCUCAACCUUCUGCGGCACACCAGAGUAUCUGGCACCAGAAGUAUUAAGAAAGCAGGAGUAUGACCGAAGUGUAGAUUGGUGGUGUCUUGGAGCUGUUCUCUUUGAGAUGAUGUCGGGAUUGCCUCCAUUCUACAGCAGAGACACAGCCGAGAUGUAUGAUAACAUUCUCAACAAGCCACUCCGAAUGAGGAGCUCUGUUUUCUCACCAAGUGCCAAGGGUCUCCUCGAAGGGCUGUUACACAAGGAGAGAGCCAAGAGACUGGGUGCAGGAGACAAGGGCUUCAAGGCCGUCAAGCAUCAUGAGUUCUUCAGCUCCAUCAGUUGGUCAGACCUGGAUGGCAAGAAGAUAACUCCUCCUUACAAUCCAAGAGUGAGCGAUAGCAUGGACGUGAAGAACAUCGAUCCAGAGUUCGUCAGGGAGCCCGUUCCAAACUCCGUCGGCAAGUCGGUCGACCCCAACACCGUGAGCGCAAGCGUGCAGGACGCAGACAAUGUCUUUGAAGGCUUCACGUACGUCCCUCCCACCGUGGGCUUGGAUGAUCCUUAGGCACAGACACAAAAGAUUUCUUUUUCAUUGAGUUACCUCCUUUUUCUUCAUUUUGUUUAAUGUCUGAUGAGAUGGGAGGCCAUUUUUAAUCACAUCUGCCCAUAUUCGUGAAAGCGGCCAAAAAUUGAAACAAGGCAUAACUUACAUAGUCUUCUGAUGUAUACGGGAACGCCAAGUGUCAACCUCAAAGUUCUAUAUUGAUUAUUGUCAUCAUGAAUAUGAAAUUGAUAAACUAAUGCAAACUUAUUAAAUUAAGAUGUUGGGAACUGACUUAUCUGAUGCGCUACAGGCUAAAUACAGGAAAGACUCAGCUCCCAUAACCAGUUGGUAACACCAGAAUCUUAUUACAGAGCGACACAUUUCUGUGUAUUUCAUUUAGUUACAGAAUUGUGCCCAUUUAUACAGGAUGAAAAAGUUAACAUUUGGCGCUCCAUAAAUUGGUAGACGAAAUCAGCGCACUUAGCCGGGUUCAAGCCAUCCCUAAAGGUAGGGCGGCUUUCAAGAAUAUGUGCCGUUGUGCCCGAGAACCAGUAAGGCGGUGAUUCCAUCUGAGGCAUAUUAGAGUGCUUUCGCAAACACGCAAACAUGACGGAAGCAAAGACGACUGGAGAAUUACGGCAAUACAGCUCUUCCGUCGUGUUUAGGGAACGGACGCUAUCAUGGCCGCGUAUGGACGUGAAAAUCAACAAGACGGAGAAAAUUCUGAUUCGCGCAUGCGCAGAUUUAUUUUUUCGCUCGCUUUACCAUCGUCUUUGCUUUCCAUCGUGUUUGCGAAAGCGCUCUAUUAUUGAUAAUGCCCUGCUGGCUCUCGGCGGAGAGUGAGGAUAAACCAAGUGAUGAAGUACAUGUAAAAAGAGAGUGUUCCUUAUAAGUGUCUUUUGAGAGAUUAACUCUACAGAUUUUAAAGUUUUUAGCCUUGCCUAUCACUCAACUGGAUCGAUUGAGACGGUCGUAGAAUGACGUCGUUUUAAAUCGUUGAUGUAGUUCUCGCAAAAAUAAGAGAAGAAUGUGUAGCGGAGAGUUUCAACUCAUGCUCUUUUAAUACAGAUUGCCAAGAUUGAUUAAUUUCUUGCCCCUUAUAGCAUCUCGUGAUAUAACUGUCAAAUAUAUAUAUAUAUAUAUAUAUAUAUAAUCCAAAUCAGUUUCAGUUUGAAGCAAUGAAUAGUAUAAUACUUGUAGCUUGUGUGGAAUUUUAUUCUAAAAACCAUGCUAAUUUCCCAGAAAUUAUCAGAAAUGAUGUUUAGUUUUGUAUGAAAAAACAUGCAGUCUGUUCUAAAUCGUGCGAUUGAAUAUUUCUUAUAAUCAAGGAGAUGAAUCUAUUUUCUCAAGAUGUCGCCUUUCCUUGUUCCUCUCUUCUUGUCUUUCGUCUCUUCUUUCCUUCGAUCUUUCUUUCCUUCCAUGAUUUGAAAGCUAACAUGCGGGACAUGUUAAGUAUGUACACCAACAAAUUUAUCCCAGAAAUAUAUCUUUGAGCUCCACGACAUCUAAACAUUCUUUAGAAAAAAUUGAAUAUGAAUAGACCGUUUGCUUUGAUCUGUCGCCCCUUCUUUCUACUGCUUUGCUACUGGUUCUUCUACCUCUCUUCUGUUUAUUAAAAAAUGAUUGUUUCCCUUUCUUGUAAAAUCAAAGCUUUUUUUCCCAUGGAAUCUUUCAAAUCAAUUUUUUCUCCUCUCGAAUAUCUGUAGAUUAUUGCUUGCCUGUAGAAUUAUUUUAGCAUUUGUGCCUUCAAACAUUAGAUUUCUUGCUUUCUAAAUCUCUUUCAAAAUCUCAUGCAGAUUUGAAAUCUAAAUUUUCCUUUCUGAGACUGGAAAGUGAAGAGGGAAAACGAUUUUGAGAGUAAGACUUCUCUUUCCAAGGAUGUUGUCAUAUUUCCUGUUUUAGAAUCCUCUCUUAUUUUUCUUCAUCUUUCUUAUACACUUUCGGUUAGGAAAGUGUUUUAUCAAUGGACAAUUCAAAAGCUUUAAGACAAUAUUUAGAAUAGGAACGAAUGCAAAGAUUGAGAGAUGUUUUGUUUUUAAUUAAAGGAACGCGAUGUAAAUGAAAAGAUGAACAUACUUUAAGUGUUUCAGGGCAUCUUGUAAAAUGUUGUAAAUAUGUACAUGAUCAAUUAGAUGAAAGAAAUACAGAGCAGAAAUACAAUUGUGGUAUUAUCAUGUCUUGUAAAUGUAUUCAAAUUCUUAUGUUGGUGCCUAUACAUAUGCAUUCUUGUUGUACAUUGUACAUUGUUUUGGAGAGAACAUUUUAUCAUCCACCAUCUUUAAAAUAUCUUAUAUUGCAAAUGCUGCUUUUAAUCUGAGUCAUGUAAUUUUUUCUUGAAAUAUCCUAUGAAAGCAAAAUCAAGUAAUCUGCGGACUUUAUGCAUUCCCAUCACGCUCUGCAUGAAGACUUUUUCGUCCAGGCUCAUAAUUUGUACAAGCUAUUAAAGGUUCUAUGCAUAAAUUAGUUUUUAGUCGCCAUAAUUGAUUUUGCUAUAUAUGUAAUGAAGGUGAACUACAAAAUCUCAUUAAUUAUGCAGGGAAUUUGAAUUAUAUUAAGUUGAUGUUUCUUCAAAUGUUUAUAUAUUUUUUAAAUGCAUUACUUAUGAAAUAUUUCAGAAUGAACAUGUGUAAUGAUUUAUAACCACCCGCUCUGAUUUUCUUCUUAUGAUUUGAAGGGGAAAAAAAAUUAAAUUUUAAGCUGCUUAAUUUUACAGAUACAGCAUAAGAACAAAACUUUGCAUCUUGUUUUGUUAUUGUUCAUUUCGAUCCCACCUUUAUUACUGGUAAUGUACGUUGCAUACAUGUCUCAAGAUGAAGAAUAGAUCAAGAAUUGUCGUAACGUUCUACUGCCAAUUUGACGAGCGUUUAGUGCUUCAUCGCCUCCUUAAUUGACAAGAGAUUUGCUUUCAAUGUUUCAGACAUUUUGAUGAGUUUGCUUUCUUUUAUUUUCUUCAGGAGUUUGAUCAAUUACUGCCUCUUUUACAUGUUUGCAGUAAUUCAGAGCAAUAUGUUUCUUGAUUUUGAAACAGUAAAUAACUUCUUUUAUAUUUUAGUUGACAAAAUAACCAGCUGUUACCAUAGAAUACCAAUUAUCUUUGUAUGUUUUUUUGCAAUAUAGAUGUCUCUAAACACUGAUAGCUUGUUGGAACAAAUCAUAGACAGUAAUUUUUAAGUUCAUUUUUUUCCUUUUACUUCUAACAUUAAAGUCUUGUAUUUUCCAUUGUAGGCAUACAUGUACGUAUUUCCUUUUCUUUUCCAAUUUCAUAAACAUGUUGUAGUUUUAAUUUUCAUCCCUCUUCUUAUUUUUGUGUAUGUUCCUUUGCUAAGCUUAUUCAUGUUUAUUUUAAACCAUGUUUGCAGAUGGAAUGGUUUCUAAAAUUUGAAAAAGCAAAAGCAAACUUCAUACAAAAUAUUUUUUCUUCUGCUCUUUAGAUCAUUUUUAAUCUGAUUUUGCAAUAACCGGGUGCUGCACACGAUGUAAAAAAUGAUAACAUGACAGUUAAUUUUAUAUAAUUUAUCAUUAUCAAAUCCUCAAUGAUUUGAUCUCAUUCUUUUUUCAUGGGAUGGAAUUUGUUUGUAUUUUGAGUUACAUUUAAAAAAAAAAGGAAUUGAGUUGAACAUGCAAAGAUACAUUCUGUGACAUUCUCUGCUUUCGUACUGAACUUUAAUGAUAGUAUUUCAAAGCUACUUUAAAAAAAGAAAUAUGGCCAAAUACGCAGAUUUACUUCAACAUUCAGUGUGACCAGUCAUUCAAACAUUGCCAUUGCUUUGUAAUGUCCUGUAUACCUCCACCACCGUUUACUUCAGUAAGCAUUGGUAAGGUAUACUGGUAGAUAGAAACAUAGCAAUUUGUGUUUUUACCAGAUGCAUGAAAACUCACUUUUAAGGACCAUGCACCUGGACCAUUGCGACAGGAAUGUUGAAAUAUUUCUUUUAGAAUACAUUGCAUAAUUUGCUAUCGAUAAUCUGUAAAGCAUCAGCCACUCAAAAUCUAGCAUUCUCUAUAAUGAUGGUAUUUCCAGAUGACUUGCCAUCAACUGUGACAUUUCCGGUAGGAAAUGUUGCAUUAAAGCUGUCUUUGAAUGCAAAGUUGUAAUCAAGAAUGAUUUUUCAUGUAUGAGCCAAUCAGGAGUGUAAUGUAAAUUAUUAAGGUGGAUCUUGAUUGGCUAACCAUGAUUGUACAUUGUAGCUUGCAUUCGCAACUUGAUGCAAUCAAUCUCUUGAUUGCAUUCUCUUGUUUGCAUGAAAACCAGGUAAUGAUGCCUCAAGCUUUAUUUUUAUCAUUCACGUACCAAUUUUGAUGAUGGUAUAUAUAAACAAAAAUGUACAUGCUAGUGUCUUUGAAUGUACAGCAAUGAUAGUAUUCAAAUAUCAUUGAAACAAAUUUGUACAUAUAUCUCAUUUUUGUAAAAUGCAAAUUGAACUAUACGCUACAAAUGUUCAUAUAGAUUAUGGCAAAUGUGAUUUCUAGCAAGUCAGUAUCAUUGAAUGAGCGAACUUUUUUCAGAAUGUUUGUCUUACUUGUUUGUUCUUUUGAGUAGAAAAAAAAUGCCUCGAUUUGUUCAUGAUCAAGUUUUCUCUUUUAAACAUCUUCUAUUCCUGUACAGUAUUUCAGAGUAACCAUGCUAUUGAUGAAUUCUGUAUAUAAAAUAUAUAUUAUGCAGUGUUAUUAUCUCUUGUCAGUCAUUAUUUCUGUAUUCUUUCUGUCAAAAAAUGUAAGAAUUUAUUGAAUCAAAGUACAACUCGAUCUUACAAUUACCGGAAUUUUAUUUUGUAAUGAUUAUUAUUUUAUUAAUACUUAAUUACUAAUGGGCAUUCUCUAUCAAUUAUGUGACAAAGCGACUUAAACUUGUAGAUUAUGAUAGAGUUGUGACACUGAAAAUGUUCUUCUUUUUUUUCGUUCCUUUUUAAAUUUCAUGUUAAUUAAAUUCCAAGGGAAAAUAUGUGCAUUAAGACAUAACCUGUUUGCAUCGACUGGAAAAAGCCUGUGUGAAAUGGGCUUCAUUCAGAUUUUUUAGUUUGAUUAUCUAGUAAAUCAUGAAGUGUAUAUCAACAGACCAGGAAAACAUUGUAUUUGUUUGUGUCAUCGUGUUUGGUAAUACAUUCUGAGAAACUCUUAAUCAGGAGAUCCAAAGCAAUCUUGCGCCAAAUGGACCCAUGUGAAUGAUUACCGUUUCUUCAUACUUUUUUCAUACUUUUUUCAGAACCAUUCAUUGAAAUCAUUUGUUUUUAGAUGUGACUUGUUAAAGAUGUACUGCUCUGUGACUAUUAUGGAAUACAAUGUGGACCAUUUUAUUGCUUGGAUAUUGUCUGUAUGUUCAGAGAGCAUAUUAUUUCUUGUGAUUGGACGACCAACGUAUUAAAAGAAUUGAAUUGUACCGUGUAAUCGUAACGAGACAAGAAUUUUCAAAUGUUGAAGGGUAGGGAAGUGGUGGAGUGUUUUGACUACCAACAGUGCUUAGAACGUGUAUGCUCAGUGGCAAAAAGGGUGUUAACUGGAGUCAUCUAUUCACAGAGUUUGGCCAACUUGGUUUCAUUUAGUGACAAUUACAUGGCGUAUAUUCUCUUGUUUCGUUCUUUUGCCCAACUCAAACCGGGUUAGCCAAACUCUCCAAAAGAAUGGCUCUGACUUGAACGGUUCAAUUCCCUUUUAACCCUCAGCAUGCAAUGACAUAGGAUACCCGCCUCCAACCGUUGGAGUAGCUCGGUUAACGCAUGUGAUAUCAGGGAAAAAGGACUCAAGACAAGACGGAAAAGAACAACGUAUUAAAUAUUUUUGUAUAAUCCAA